AUGUCGUCGUCAGCAGCAGCAGCAGCAGACGAGAGUUCGUCUUCUCGCCGUAGACGGCGUGGGUGGGAUGAUGAAGAGGGUGGAGCAGGAGAUAGCAGCAGCAGCAGCAGCAGCAGCAGUUUAAAUGCAUCUUCAUCAAGUGCAGCAGAAGAUAGCGGGGGUGCAGCAAGACGGCGUCGGGUAGGUGGUUGGACGGAUGAGCCAGCAGCAGGAGGAGCAGCAGGAGUGGGAAGCAGGAGCAGCGGUUUUUCAGACACAGGGAAUGUAUCUCUGUUUAGCAGCAGCAGCAGCAGCAGCAGCAUAGAUGGGGGUAAUAGAUGUGGCAAUGCUGCAGCAGCAGCAGCUGCAGCAGCAGCAGCAGCAGCAGCAGUCAAUGGUCCAAUUGGCCCCACAGGACCAACCAGUGGUCCUGAACCUGCAGACGGGAUUAACCCUUUCAACGGGAUGCAUGCAGGGAAAUGUAUUGCAUGCACGCAGCCAAGAAGAGUAGCAGCAAUAUCUGUUGCUCAAAGAGUAUCAGAAGAGUUAGAUGUUAAUUUAGGACAAGAGGUUGGGUAUACGAUUCGUUUUGAAGAUAGAAGCUGCAGCAGCACAAUAUUAAGAUAUUUAACGGAUGGUAUGCUAUUAAGAGAAGCAAUGACAGAUCCUUUAUUAGAAAGAUAUAGCGCUAUUCUUUUAGAUGAAGCACAUGAAAGAACUGUUGCAACUGAUUUAUUAUUUGGUCUUCUUAAAGAAGUCUCUGCAAGUAGGAAGGAUCUUAAAGUCGUUGUUAUGAGUGCUACACUUGAUGCUGAGAAGUUUCAGAAGUACUUCGAUGGGGCACCUAUUUUAAAUGUUCCGGGUCGUAUACACCCCGUUGAGAUCUUCUACACUCCGAAGCCUGAAAAAAAUUAUCUUGAAGCUUCUAUUCGAACUGCUCUACAGAUUCAUUUAGGAGAGCCUCCAGGAGAUUUAUUAGUUUUUUUAACAGGAGAAGAGGAAAUAGAACAAGCAAAGAAAGAUUUAGAGAAGGCAGCUCAAAGACAUGCAGAUGCAGGAGAAUUAGUUGUAAUACCGUUAUAUUCUUCUUUAUCUCCUGCACAACAACAAAAAAUAUUUGAGCCUGCACCUCCAGCGAGAUAUGCUGGAGGACCCCCCGGACGUAAAUGUGUAAUAUCAACAAAUAUAGCAGAAACAUCUUUAACAAUUGAUGGCAUUGUUUAUGUUGUAGACCCUGGAUUCAGCAAACAAAAAGUAUAUAACCCUCGUAGUAGAGUAGAAAGCUUGCUUGUCUCACCUAUUUCUAAAGCAUCUGCACAACAAAGAGCAGGAAGAGCUGGUCGAACAAGACCUGGGAAAUGUUUUCGUCUGUACACUGAAGCUGCCUUUCAAUCUGAACUCGUUGAUCAAACUUAUGCUGAAAUCUUGCGUUCGAAUUUGGCGAGUGUGGUGUUGACUUUGAAGAAGUUGGGGAUUGACGACUUGGUGCAUUUUGACUUCAUGGAUCCGCCAGCACCUGAAACACUUAUGCGCGCUUUAGAACAGCUGAAUUAUCUGGGUGCGUUGGACAACGAAGGAGAGCUGACGAGCGAAGGAGAGUCAAUGGCUGAGUUCCCUCUGGAUCCUCAAUUAGCGAAGUGUUUAGUGGAUUCAUCGAAGUAUAAUUGCAGCAAAGAAAUGCUGUCUAUAGCAGCAAUGUUAUCGCCUGAAUGGGUUCUCUAUCAUGAAUUUGUUUUAACUUCAAAGGCCUUCAUCAGGACUUCAAUGGGAGCAGCAGCAGCAACAGCAGCAGGAGAGCGGCAGCAGCGGCAGCAGCAGUUGGUGGUUGCCUCUUUGCUGCUGCUGCAGAAGGCCAUCUCCUGCUGCUGCAACAGCAUGCCGUAUGCUGCUGCUGCAGCAGUGGGAGCAGCAGCAGCAACCGCAGCAGCAGCAGCUGGUGGUGGUUGCCUCUUUGCUGCUGCCGCUGAAGACCAUCUCCUGCUGCUGCAGCAGCAUGCCGUAUGCUGCUGCUGCAGCAGUGGGAGCAGCAGCAGCAACAGCACACUAUCGCUGGCCUAUUACUACAACAUCAAACCAUCUGCUGCAGUAGCAGCAGUGGAAGCAGCAGCAGCAGCAACAGCAAAUCAUCUGCCGCUGCAGGUGAUGCUGCAGCACCAGCUGCUGCUGCGGCUCUUACAGGCUGCAGCAGAUGAACAGCAGCAGUACCAGACAAUUGCAGCAGCAGCAGCAACAACAACAACAACUGCAGCAACAGCAGCGAAAUACGCCGCAGCAAUACCCAAUGCAAUUAGCCUAGCGACGACGCUGCAGCAACAGCAGCAGCAGCAGCAGAGUAGCAGCAGCAGCAGCAGAGUAGCAGCAGCAGCAACACAAACCCCCCUGCAGCAGCAGUAUCAAAAGGAGAUGGACGCGGCUUCUUCUGCUUCUUUCUGGGCAUUCUCCGCCACCCCCGCUUCAGGGGGCCCCCACGGUUCUUACUCCUUUGCAGGGGGUGAGCGGGCAAUAAAAGAAUUAGGUGGCGGCGCUUCUUCUUCAUUUGUUUGGAUUUGCUUCCUCGCUGAUUUUGAUUCGGGGACAUCUCGGGUGUACGGACUCCCUGUUCGCUUAGCUGCUGCUGCUGCUACACCCAGCAGCAGCAGCAGCAGCAGCAACAGCAACAGCAGCAGCAGCAGCAAGAAUAAGACACUCAGGAUAUCUUUAGAUUUAUCUCUAAGCUCAAAGGAGCCUCUAUUUCGUCUCCCCCACAACCAAGUGGGAGUACUGUCUCUUCCUGCUGCUGCAGCACCAGCAGCAGCAGCAGCAGCAGCAAAUGCAGCAGCAGCAGCAGCAGCAGCAGGCACAGCUCCUCAUCCCUUCCUCCCUAUCCAAAGCCCAGCAGAUGCACCUCCCCUCCUAAACAGCGGCGCUUUGCUGCUUAUACACCCCGAUGAUUUAACUGAAACCCCUUCAGCAACAGCAGCAGCAGCAGCAGCAGCAGGGGAGCAGCAGCAGCAAAGCGCUUCUCUAGACAGCGAGUCUUUAGAAAGACCCGCAAAGAAACCGAAAAAGACUACGCCUGCUGCAGCAGCAGCAACAACAGCAGCAGGAACAACAGCAGCAGCAACAGCAGCAAAAGCGGAAGGCCACGACGAAGCAGCAGAGAGAACUGCAGCAGCAGCAGCAGCAGAAGCUGCAUCAGCAGCAGAGCCUGCUGCAGAAGAAACUGCGGCAGCAGCAGGAGAAGCAGCACCAGCAAAAGAAACUGCUGCAGCACCAACUGCUGCUGCUGCGCCAUCCUCACCCCCACCCCCAGCAGGAGCAGCAGCAACAGGAGCAGCAGCAACAGGAGCAGCAGCAGCAGCAGCAGCAGCAAAGAAGGUGGCUCUAACGCUAGAGGAGGAGCUGCAGCGGGAACGCCUACGAAGACGCACCACAGGAAUAACUGAGUAUAAGACAGAUAAAGCAGCAGACAGCCUGCUGCUCUCUAAUGCAAAAGGCAUUUGGGCUUGUGAGGCUCUGGCGGGGCUGCGGCCCUUGCUGCAGCAAACCCCACGGCCUGCGCUGCACUCAGCAACAGACUUAGCUGGAGCUGCUGCUGCUGCUGCAGCAGCAGCAGCAGAGCUGCCUAGACACUGGAGCAUCUCCGCGGAGGUGCUAGCCCUCCGCAAUCUCGCUGUGCAGAAGCCCUCUGCUGCUGCUGCUGCUGGAGGUGUAGAUACUGCUGGUGGAAUUAGCAGCAGCAGCGGCUCUUCCCCCGCUGCUGCAGCAGCAGCAGCAGCAGCAGCAGCAGCAAAUGAGGUGCGUAUACACCCCAGCGCUGCAGCAGCAGCUUCGGGGAAGGAAACAGCAAAGAAACUGCAGCAGAAAAAAGGCGUAAGCAGCAGUAACGGACCUCACCAUGCCAGCAGCAGCACCACCAAGACCAGCAGCAGCAGCAGCAGCAGCAGCAGCAGCAGCAGCAGCAGCAGGAAGCAAGGAGGCAUUCGCUGCCGCCUCACAGCUUCUCCCCCAGACUUCCGCAGUGGGGUUGCUGAAUAUGUCGCUCAGGAAGAAAUGAACAGAAUGGAAGGAUACUGGUGGUCGCCAGACAGUCGCUUCAUUGCUUUUGCUGAGUUUACUGAGGCCCACAUACCGCCAGUGCUGCUGCAGCGGGUGCUGCAGCCUCCACACAAGCCGCCGCAGCAGCAGGAGAAGCAGCAGCAGCAGCAGCAAGUGCAGCAGCGCCUGCUGCAGCAAGACAUGCAGCUUGCUGCUGCUGUAGCUGAAGACCUGGAGAACAGCACCGCUGCUGGAGGCCUUUCGGAGUUUCUACAGCAGCAGCAGCAGCAACAGCAGCAGCAGCAUGAGCAGGAAGGAAAGCAAGAGAAGCAAGAAAAGGAGCAGCAGCAGCAGCAGCAACAGCAGCAAAAGAAACGCCGCACGACAUCUGCUGCCAACGGCGUGGAGGUGGUUAACCCCAGACACUCCACAGCGGCCUCCAGCAGCAGCAGCAGCAGCAGCAGCAGCAGCAGCAGCAGCAGCAAGAGCUUCUUGGUUACCGAAGAGCACCGAUUCCCCUUCGCUGGCCAGCAGAAUGUCAGACUUCGUAUUGGCAUAGCGCAGGUACCUAGCGCAGCUUCUCUGCUGGCAGCAGCGGACUCCCCAGCAGCAAGCGGCCCAGCAGCAGCAGCAGCAACAGGGGCAGACGGCGUGCGGGAGGUCUCUUGCUGCACCCGCUGCCGCAGCGUAUGCAGCUGCAGCAGCAGCAGCAGCAGCAGCCCUGGGGCUCCCGGAAUGAAGAUGGCGUCCCCUUCUGCGCGGACCUCCAGAAACACCAGCAGCAGCAGCAUCAGCAGCAGCAGCAGCAGCAAGAGAGUGUGCAGCGGCGUAAGGUUUGUAAAGCUUCCUGUCUCUGAAUGGGGUGACGAGUUUUACUUAGCGAGGGCCCAGUGGAUUGAGCUGAGCUGCUGGCAGCAGCUCGAGGCUCUCCGGCUUCUAUCGCAUGAGGAAGUGCUGCUGCUGCAGCAGCAAAAGCAGCAGCAGCAUCAGCAGCAGCAGCAGCACAAACACCAGCAGCAGCACAAACACCAGCAGCACAAACACCAGCAGCAGCAGCAGCAAAAGCAGCAGCAGCAGCAGCAGCAGAAACCAAUACCACCACCACCUGUUUUGCUGCUGCAGCUGCAAGACCGAAUGCAGCAGGAGCUGCGCAUUUGUGCUGCGCUGCCCUUUGCUGUCCCUUCCCUCAAAUCCAGCAGCAACAGCAGCAGCAGCAGGAGCCGGACCAAGAGCAGCAGCAGCAGCAGCAGCACCUCUAGGAGCAAGCAGCAGAAGCAAGAGGAGGAGACGGAGCAGCAGCAGCAGCAGCAGCAGCAGGAAGAAGAGGAGCUGCGCUGUGUCUGCUGCUACACCGAAAAGAGAAACACUUGGGUGUCUGUACACUCCGAUCUUCAUCAGUUAGGCAAAACUCUGUUCUACACUUGGAGCAGCGAUAAGCAUUGCUAUAAUCAGCUAUUCCUACACCACUUAGCUCGGCCUGAUAUUUCUUUUCAGCUGCUGCCUGAGGGUGAGGGUUUGCGUCUUUGUUCGUUGCUAGCCCCUCCGCAAAACUACUCUUCUUUCUUUGCUGCCAGUCGCAAAGCAACAGCAGCAGCAGCUGCUGCUGCUGUUGCUGAUGCUGAUGCUGCUGCUGAUGCUGAUGGACCAGCAGCAGCAGAGGAGGGAACAGGUGCUGCUGAUGCUGCAGCACCAGCAGCAGCAGCAGCAGCUGGUGAUAAAGCAGCAGAAGACGAAGAAGAUUUUUAUUUCUACAUGCGAGUAAUACCCCAAAUACCAGAAGAAGUGCAGUGCAGCAGCAGCAACAGCAGCAGCAACAGCAGCAGCAACAGCAGCAGCAACAGCAGCAGGAAGUGCAACAAGAGCAGCUUGUUAGCUGGCAGCCUUUCUCCGGUGGUCCGCUACAUGCCAAACAUAAGAGAGAUGUUUGCUGCUGAUGCUCGCGGGGAGUGCUUAUACACCUCAAUCGACGAAGCAGAAAACAGCAGAUAUACUCUAGAGGCAGCAGCAGACUAUACGCUGCAGCAACUGCAGCAGCAGCAGCAGCAGCAGCAGCAGAUUCCAGAGUCUGUGGUGUUUGAGAGUCAGCAUCAGCAAACACUUUACUCUCGAGCUUUCGCUCAACUGCAGCAGCCUUCUUUCUUUUCUUUUAAGCAGGAGCAAAUUAAUAUUAUCGGCGCUCUCUAUAGCCCAGACCCUGCAGCCCACGGGCCCCCUCCUUACAAAGGGGUUGUCUCUACCUAUGGAGGCCCCUCUGUGCAAUUUGUCACAGACAGCUGGGAGCUCCGCAUAGACCCCAGGGCUCAGGCCCUUGCAAAACUAGGUUUGCUGGUGAUAAAGACCGACAAUCGGGGGUCUUCAGGGAGAACAACAGCGUUUGAGAAAAGCAUUUAUUUGCUGCUGGGUCAUAAAGAAGCAGCAGAUCAAGCAGCAGCAUGCCGCUACCUCAGCAGCAAGGGCUUAUUAAAGCUAACCAGCAGCAGCAGCAGCAGCAGCAACAGCAACAGCAGCAGCAGCAGCAGCGGGAGCUGUUGUGAGGAAGAGCAAGAGAUUAAAGAAGGUGUAGGAAUAUACGGGGUUAGUUAUGGGGGCUAUCUCAGCUGCAUGUCUUUGCUGCUGCACCCCGAUGUCUUCUCUGCUGCUGUUGCAGUGGCGCCUGUUACUUUCUGGGAGGUAAAUUAG
Molecule: messenger RNA, 6675 nt
Organism: Eimeria acervulina
Lineage: Eukaryota; Apicomplexa; Conoidasida; Eucoccidiorida; Eimeriidae
Product: ATP-dependent RNA helicase, putative
Exons: 19
Coding region: 1-6675 (2224 amino acids)
Biological process (GO): proteolysis
Cellular component (GO): intracellular anatomical structure
Molecular function (GO): serine-type peptidase activity; RNA binding
Source: RefSeq, a predicted model, not a curated record